Molecule: messenger RNA, 1827 nt
Organism: Limanda limanda (common dab)
Lineage: Eukaryota; Metazoa; Chordata; Actinopteri; Pleuronectiformes; Pleuronectidae
Product: casein kinase II subunit alpha'-like
Exons: 13
Coding region: 328-1380 (350 amino acids)
Biological process (GO): protein phosphorylation; regulation of chromosome separation
Cellular component (GO): cytosol; nucleus; protein kinase CK2 complex
Molecular function (GO): protein serine/threonine kinase activity; ATP binding
Source: RefSeq, a predicted model, not a curated record
AGCUCCAGCCUCGACCCUGCAGCAGCUGAUCCCACAGUGAGUGGCUGUUCCCCGGCUCUUCAGCUGGCGGCUCUUCAUCCCAUCCUGCCCAACAUCCUGCUCAGGGGCUUCUCACACUCGAUCCUCGUCGCUCUGUCGGUCUGCACCACAUCUGCGUCAGAGCGGCCGGACGCCUUUCACCUGAGGCCACAAGCAGCCCAAGCCAAUGGUAAGCACGGCAGCGGGAUCUUAGAGCCACGUAUCCUGGAGAGUCGCUGCGCUUCCUUCCAGUAUCGAGCCGAGAAGUAUUCUGCAGGAGGUCCUGGACACGGAGCCUCAGAGCUAGCGAUGCCCGGAUCCACGCCGGCCAGCAGCAAGGCUCGGGUGUACACCGACGUCAACACACAGAAGAACAGAGAGUACUGGGACUAUGAUGCACAUGUGCCAAACUGGAGCAAUCAAGACAAUUAUCAGCUGGUUCGUAAACUGGGUCGGGGGAAGUACAGUGAAGUGUUCGAGGCCAUAAAUGUGACCAACAAUGAGAAGGUGGUGGUAAAAAUCCUCAAGCCCGUCAAGAAGAAGAAAAUCAAAAGGGAAAUCAAAAUUCUUGAAAACCUGCGUGGAGGAACCAACAUCAUCCGCCUGGUGGACACAGUCAAAGACCCCGUGUCCAGAACACCAGCGCUUGUCUUUGAGUGCAUCAAUAACACAGAUUUUAAGGAGCUUUACCAGAAGCUGACAGACUAUGACAUCAGAUUCUACAUGUAUGAGCUGCUCAAGGCUCUGGACUACUGCCACAGUAUGGGCAUCAUGCACCGAGACGUGAAGCCGCACAACGUGAUGAUCGACCACCAGCUGAGGAAGCUGCGUCUCAUCGACUGGGGUUUGGCAGAGUUCUACCAUCCCGCUCAGGAAUACAAUGUCAGGGUAGCGUCUCGCUAUUUCAAAGGCCCUGAGCUGCUAGUGGACUAUCAGAUGUAUGACUAUAGUUUGGACAUGUGGAGUCUGGGCUGCAUGUUGGCCAGCAUGAUCUUCCUGAAGGAGCCAUUUUUUCAUGGCCAGGACAACUACGAUCAGCUGGUCCGCAUCGCUAAGGUUCUGGGCACCGACGAGCUCUUCGGUUACCUGCACAAGUAUCACAUAGAACUGGACACCCGCUUCAAAGACCUGCUGGGACAGCAAACACGGAAGCGUUGGGAGCAGUUCAUCCAAUCAGAGAACCAGCACCUGGUGAGUCCCGAGGCUCUGGACCUGCUGGACAAGCUGCUGCGCUACGACCACCAGCAGCGGCUGACGGCGGCCGAGGCCAUGCAGCACCCGUACUUCUAUCCUGUGGUGAAGGAACACGCAAACGCCAACACCGACGGCACAAAGGCAUUAAGCAGCUCCAAUGCAACAUGAUGAGCAGAGAGCAGGAAGAAUCUUUGUUACCUCAACUUGUGACCUUUUCGUGGCAGAAGCCUCCACAUCAACAGCCAUACUGGAGUAAGAUGUCAACACACAGAACCAUGCACAGAUUAAAUGUCUCCACAAAAAACAAAGCCCGGGGAAACUACGCCGCUCGGUCCAAGUCGCAAAUAAAUCAGAUCUAUAGAUCUGACUCCCAACGCUCCUCCUCCUCUUCCUCCUCCUCCUCCCAACACACCCCUGUUUUUAAAAUGAGCUAAGUGACUGUUGUUGGAUCGGUAUCGAGCCGCUGGCGUCGCUGUCAAAACGUUUGUGGUCACUACGACGCUGCAGUGACCGAGCUCCAGUCCCAGGUUUUAGCACUGAGAGGCACCGAGGCUCUUUUCUGCUAUGGAUAGAACAAAAGCUAUAUUGAAAGAGAAUAAACCGUUUUUAUUUAAA